Leptonychotes weddellii (Weddell seal) is the source of this 784-nucleotide messenger RNA. Lineage: Eukaryota; Metazoa; Chordata; Mammalia; Carnivora; Phocidae. The record is from RefSeq and is a predicted model, not a curated record.
ACCUUCUGCCACUUUCUGACAAGGAGCGGAAGCUGUGUGCCCACCCUCGGCUGGAGAUCUACCAGCAAGACCAGAUCUAUUUCAUGUGCCCACUGGCACGGCAGGGAGAUUUCUAUGUGCCUGAGGUGAAGGAGACAGAGCGGAAAAGCCGGGGGCCUGCGGAGGCCAGUGACACCCAGAUGGAUGGCACAGGAGCUGAUACGAUGAGUGACACAAGUUCUGUGAGCCUGGAGGUGGGUCCUGGCAGCCGGGAGACUUCAGCUACCACACUGUCCCCUGGGGUGAGCAGCCGUGGCUGGGACGACGGUGACACCCGCAGUGAGCACAGCUAUAGCGAGUCAGGCGCCAGUGGCUCUUCCUUUGAGGAGCUGGACCUGGAAGGCGAGGGACCCCUGGGGGAGCCAAGGCUGAGCCUUGAGGCUGAGCCCCUUGGGGCUUCCAAGUGGCCCCGGGAACCUAGUACUCCUGAGAAGGGUGAGGAGUAGCCCUAGGCCUGCACCCUCCUGGGGUGCAUUUGCUAAGGAACUGAGAACUCCAGUCCUCUUCCUCCUUCACCUCUCAGGCCCAGGCUGGGACCAGGGGUCUCGGGGGGACCUGAUUUCCACUGCCCCGGGCCCUAGCUAAGCCUUCUUACUGGCCUCUCGGCUCCCAGGGCCAAAGGAGCCAGGGACUGUAUUCUGCACCCAGACCCCGGGGCUACCGCCCCUCUGACAUGUUUUUUCAGAGUCACAUUGGAGCUUCCAGGACUCAGAAUAAAGCAAAAGAUUUUCUCGUUUCACCUGGA